Molecule: messenger RNA, 1110 nt
Organism: Arabis nemorensis
Lineage: Eukaryota; Viridiplantae; Streptophyta; Magnoliopsida; Brassicales; Brassicaceae
Source: the annotation of a GenBank genome assembly
AUGAUGGCUACGACCGCCGCUAAUUCUGGUUCAGCGAUCCCUCGCUACUCCAUUGAUUCCUCAAUGUCGCGAUCACGUUCCGAUUCCCCUCCCUGGAUGCCCGACAAGGACAAUGCCGGUGACAAGAAGCCCGUCUGGAACAAGCCUUCUACUAGCUCCUCCGAGGUCGGCCCUGUCAUGGGUGCCGCAUCCUGGCCUGCUCUCUCUCUUUCUUCUUCCAACAACAAGUCUUUCGAAUCUUCCACACUUUCAUCUCCCAAGGCUCCUCUCAGUUCUACUCCCGAUGCCAAUGCUGGCUCGAGUGCUGCUACUGGUCAAAGGAAACCUUUUAAACGGAAUAACACCACUUCAUCAUCAUCUUCCACUAGUAACAUCUCCAACACCAGAGAUCAGAAUCACACCCAAAGGGGUGGCGGUGGCUCAGGACCUGCUACUCAGAACCGUCAUUCCAAUAGGAAUCAUCGCAACACCAACUCUUACCCUCGUAAUGACCAUGGCCACAGGCGCAAUUAUGAGCAGAGUGGCUUUCCUCCUCACCGCAACUUUAAUGGGAGGGACAUGCACUUGAGAGGUUUUGGGAUGAUCAGACCAAUGGGGCCACCAUCUUUUCAUAUGGCAGUGCCUCAAAUAGGUGGCCCCAUGCUCUACCCAGAUUAUGCGCCGCACAUCUUAAUGGCCCCUCAUCCACCUCCAGAGUCGAUGGCUUUAGUUGGACACUUCCCACCUCUGCCAAUGUAUUUGCCUAGUAUUGAUGCCAUGUUGUACAAUAGGAUAUUGACACAAGUAGAAUAUUAUUUCAGCGCUGAUAACUUAAGCUCAGAUACACACUUGCGGGAUCAGAUGAAUGAUGAAGGUUGGGUUCCUGUUAGAGUGAUCGCAGGGUUCAGGAGACUUAGGGAAAUGACCGACGACAUCCAGACCAUAUUGGAGGCGCUGAGAAGCUCAGAAGUUGUGGAAAUUAAGGGUGAAUCAAUAAGGAGGCGAGGAGAUUGGGACAAGUAUUUAAUGCCUCGUGAGGGCUCAAGCUCUCGUCCAGCAGCGGGGGCUAGCAACAAUGCCUCAGUGGGAUCUCAACUUGAGAGGAUGACGCUAUCAGAGAGCAGAGAGUAA